Pseudoliparis swirei is the source of this 3373-nucleotide messenger RNA. RefSeq names its product ERGIC and golgi 3 (gene ergic3). Gene Ontology annotation, biological process: endoplasmic reticulum to Golgi vesicle-mediated transport; retrograde vesicle-mediated transport, Golgi to endoplasmic reticulum. NCBI's taxonomy places the organism in Eukaryota, Metazoa, Chordata, Actinopteri, Perciformes, Liparidae. The transcript has 14 exons. Gene Ontology annotation, cellular component: endoplasmic reticulum; COPII-coated ER to Golgi transport vesicle; endoplasmic reticulum membrane. The record is from RefSeq and is a predicted model, not a curated record. Bases 103 to 1272 code for a protein of 389 amino acids.
UGCCCUCGCGCGCGUCCCGGAAGUAGAAGCGCCGGAGCCGAUGUGUGUGUCUCCCGGAAUCCGUCGGUUAACGUUUGUUGUCAGCGCGCGAGGAGAAACAACAUGGACGCGUUGAAUAAGCUGAAGCAGUUCGACGCGUAUCCCAAAACUCUGGAGGACUUCCGCGUGAAGACGUGGGGAGGAGCGACCGUGACCGUCAUCAGCGGCGUCAUCAUGCUGAUCCUGUUCAUCUCGGAGCUGCAGUACUAUCUCACCAAAGAGAUCCACCCCGAGCUUUACGUGGACACGUCGCGAGGAGACAAACUGAAGAUCAACAUCGAUGUCCUCUUCCCCCACAUGCCCUGUGCCUACCUCAGUAUCGAUGCGAUGGACGUGGCCGGUGAGCAGCAGCUCGACGUGGAGCACAACCUGUUCAAGCAGCGGCUGGACAAAGACCUGAAGGCCGUCACGCAGGAGGCCGACAAGCACGACCUCGGUCUGGCUGACGACGGUGAAGUGUUCGACCCGAGUUCACUGGACCCGAGUAGAUGUGAGAGCUGCUACGGAGCCGAGACCGAAGACCUCAAAUGCUGUAACACGUGUGACGACGUGCGCGAGGCGUACCGGCGGCGCGGCUGGGCGUUCAAGAACGCCGACACCAUCGAGCAGUGCAAGCGGGAGGGAUUCUCCCAGAAGAUGCAGGAGCAGAAGAACGAGGGCUGCCAGGUGUACGGCGUCCUGGAGGUCAACAAGGUGGCGGGAAACUUCCACUUCGCUCCAGGAAAAAGUUUCCAGCAGUCUCACGUCCACGUGCACGCUGUGGAAAUUCACGACCUGCAGAGCUUCGGCUUGGACAACAUCAACAUGACCCACCUGAUAAAGCACCUGUCGUUCGGUGAAGAUUACCCCGGCAUCGUGAACCCGCUGGACGACACGGACGUCACGGCGCCACAAGCAUCAAUGAUGUAUCAGUAUUUUGUGAAAAUCGUUCCCACCAUCUACGUGAAGACCGACGGCGAGGUGGUGAAAACGAACCAGUUCUCGGUCACCAGACACGAGAAGGUGGCCAACGGGCUCAUCGGGGACCAGGGGCUGCCGGGCGUCUUCGUCCUCUACGAGCUGUCGCCCAUGAUGGUGAAGUUCACCGAGAAACACAGAUCGUUCACUCACUUCUUAACGGGAGUGUGUGCCAUCAUUGGGGGCGUGUUCACAGUCGCCGGUCUGAUCGACUCGCUCAUCUACCACUCGGCUCGGGCCAUCCAGAAGAAGAUAGAGCUGGGCAAGGCGUCCUAACGGCAGUCUGACCUUUGACCCCCCUCAUGCCCCCCACCCUGCAACACAGACCGACACACGAGAGACACAAAGAGAGAGAGAGGUUUUAAAUCAGCCAUCAAUAUUUUUUUAAUUCCUCUCUCUUCGUUGUGGAGAUGACUUUCUUUUAUUAUUUGUUUGCUCUUGGAAAUCAGCAUUUCACCCGCCUCCUGAGAGGAGGGGGAGGGGGGGGGAGGACCUCCUCCUCCACUUCCUGUUCCUGUCCCGCUCCGGCGCGUCGCUCGAGGGUCCGGAGGCGACUCGAAGAAGCAGAAAAAGACUUCAUGGAAACGUCCGGACAUAUUUUUCUUCUCUUAUUUUUUUUUGUCAACGAAUCCCACGGAGCAACAACGAAACCAACGAAGAAGUCUCGUCUCCUCUUCCUCCUCCUCUUCCUCUGGAACAGAGAGCGUAUUAAAAACACAUCAAGCAGCCUCAGCGGUGCACUGGGCGACCUUUGACCUUUCCCUUCGUUGUGUACACGGUUCUGACACACACACACACACACACCGUCCUCCUGCCACACCUGGAUAUUCAUCCGCCGCGGAAAAUAGUCCACAACAAAUGCACCUUCAUUUCAGUCAGAACCAGCGAGUUUUUGUUGUUGUUUUUGUUGUUGUUUCAUGGGAUUUGUUGACAAGUUAAAUGUUUAAAUGCAGAAAUCUUUAAUCAGAAGAAGAACAAGGAGCUGUGUGUCUUCAAAUUCACUUAAAAAACAUAAAAGUAAAAUGAUAUUUUUGGUUUAAAUAUUUAGUUUCUACUCUAAACUAAAACGACGACAUUAAACGGGACGAUUUUAAAGAAUAAUUCCGUGACAUCAAAUAAACAACGUUUCUUCUCUAAAGAAUCCGUCGCCGCGGUUUCCUUCAUUUCAUUAUUUGAAGUUUUCGUGCCAAUGUUUUGCCGAUGCCGCCACGUGGAGAGGCUCCGCCUCCUCGUGACCCGCGGACGCCGCCACGUGGAGAGGCUCCGCCUCCUCGUGACCCGCGGACGCCGCCACGCGGAGAAGCUCCGCCUCCUCGUGACCCGCGGACGCCGCCGCGAGGGAUCCGUUCUGUUCGCCCCGUAGGCCGGACGGCGGAUUGUUUGACUUUUUUUUGGGGAGCUUCUAAAAGUCUAACUCCGAGUCUCCACCGCAGGAGUCACGGCAGCUUCCUGUGGAUGUUUGGCCCCGCCCCCUUUGGUUUAAUCACCCAAUGGAGGCUCGAUGCAGUCGAGGCCUAAGUCCCGCCCCUUUUUCACUCCUGCAGCGACGUGGGAAUUAUAACUUUGGGAUUUUCUUUGACUUUUUGUUCUUUUGUUCCGCCGUUCAGGAGUGUGACGAGUGUCCGGACGCGGGGGAGAGUUAUGAUUAUUCUCUGAUUUAUUUUUUGGGGGGGGGGGGGGGUUUCUCUUUUCCCCACACGCUUCUUUUCUUUUUCAUUUAUUUUCUCCUUUGGUCCGUGGGAGUCUGGAAUGUGUCGGCCAAUCACAGGAGAGUGUUAUUCAGACGUCGAAUGACGGGAAGCUCGGAGCCACAAGGAGCCGUCGAGGCCCAGAUACCGACGCGUUCAAAGUCGUAGAGCGGCGUCGUUAUUUGAGCUCACGGAGAAACGAGCGAGAACCAAACGCUCGACUUUCACCCAGGAGAACGGGGUUCGAGUCUCUGGACUUGAAGCUUUCAUUAACUCAUUAAACACAAACAUUAUGUUAGUUAAUUAGAUGAAGGUCUCCCCUCAAGUUUUAAAAUCAGAGUUUGAGUGAAAUUACUUUAAAUAAAAACUUCAAUCUGACUAAAACGAGCAGAAAUCCACCAAAAGCUCCAGAUGUUCACUUCCUGUCCGUCACUAAAAACUACAACCACGAAAUGAGCCACUUCCUGUCUGCUGGGGUCGACCCAGUGGAGACUUUAAAACUACUUUGAAAAGACUUUAAACGCUCGACUUGUCCUCUAGACUUAAUCUGACGGUCAGGUCACGUGACCUCGAUGGAAGAGGAGCUGUGUGUGUGUGUGUGUGAGAUCGAAUGAGUGAAAGAGAAACGUAUUUAUAUUUUGAUUGUUCUCAAACUGUUUUUAAAAUGACAAAAUAAAUGUUGAACUCGU